AUGGCUACUCCAAGUCCGAUCCAGCCCACUUUCCAGGGCUAUCUCAGCUCGUCUGCCAGAUCGCCGCGCUCACGUCGCAAUCGGCCCUGCGACUUCUGCCGCUACCGCAAGGUCGCCUGCAAGAUAAGCGCGGUGGGCGUGCCCUGCGAGCUCUGUCUGGCUAAACAGCACGCUUGCACCUUUGAUGAGGCCCCUCGGAAACGUCGGCGGCCUCGGAUAUCUGUAUCUCCUGGACCGGUGGAUAAUAUGGACACUGCUGGGGACGAAUUUCCGGCUGCUGAUGGGAUCGUGGAUGAACCGACCCAAGGCAUCGCGCCAGAGAUGAAUCUUGACCACGACCUGCAUGAGAUCAGCGUUCUCGACUUCUCACCCUCCGCCGUCCUGCAAGGGAUGCAUUCCCCAUCGGAGCAGCGGCUUAUCGACCCCAUCGGCUACACUCUACAGGACGGCCUUCACCGCAGUCCGACCUCUAUACAAGCGGCAAAUUCGGUGCCUACUCCGGCAUCUGCGACCAGCCAGUCGCGUUCCUGUCAAGGGAAGAACGCGGUGGUGUCUCCUUCUUCUCCAGAGCCCGCGAGUGGUCGACCUCCCUCGCCUCUGAUGCGCUUCGUCGGUUCUUCUGGGGACCUCGACACCUACCUUCUAGCGCAUCGACAUUACGACGAACAGAACUUUUCUGUUUCGCGACAUACUCAAAUCGUUUACCAGCGACUGCAGAACCUGGAGAGUUCUCUUGCGGAGUGCAAGCCUCCACCGCUACUGACCAUGUGUCGGGACCCCUCGCUGCCGAGAGGCCACGAGAUCACCGAUAUCAAGCUGGUUCAGGAUGCGCGACAAGAGGUUCAUCAACUGCUAAACCUCGAUACGGCCAGACGACUGUCUGCACUCUUCGCCCGCUUCGUGCAUCCAUACUUACCGAUCAUCGAGAAAAGGACGCUAACUACAGAUACCUCCCGCCUCUUUGACUCUCCAGCCUUGCUCGCUGCAAUAGCUGCUACGGCCAGCCACUUUGUAGCUUACGACGAUGUGUUAUGCCUCAAAUCGUCCAGUCCUCCAUCUCCGGGACGACUCUACCAGCUGAGCUGGCGAUUGGUGCAGGAGGAUUUGGCGUCGCCGCGACUCUCGACGGUGCAGGUGUUGAUACUGCUCCUCCAUCGUCAUUUGCCCGACGAACUCUCCUUCGAAGGGUCCAUGGACUCGAAUAUUCGAGGAUUACUCGUAGCGUCGACGUACAGCCUCGGCCUGAACCGUGACCCAAGUAACUGGGACACCCUUUCGCCAGACCAACGGAAGCUUCGAAGAUGUCUCUGGUGGGUCGCGUGGGUGACCGAGAAGUGGAUGGCUUUCAGCGACGGCAUGCCCAGCCAGUAUCACCGCGCCGAUUACAACGUUGCACCGUUGGAGGAAGCUGAUAUAGCUGCACUCAACGAUAACUCGACUCUCCCCUCGCCGUUCGUGUAUCUGAAUCAACUCACGUUCAUCCUCGAUGAUGUGGUCCAGUCCUACUUUAGCCUUGCAGCCUCCGAUCAUACGUCGAGCUCGCUCUCCGUAUCGCUGGAACUGGCCAAGAACCUUCGACUGCGUCUGAAAGCCUGGUUCGAUGGCUUGCCAAAUCGCUUACAACCCCAUGACCGAAGAGCUACGACAGAUCUAGAUGAUGUUGAUGACCCUGAAGUCGGUGGAAACUUCUCGCUCAACCUGGCGUACAUGACGACCCAACUGGCGAUUUACCGGGCUUUGAUCCGCCCCGUUUCUCUGGUCGCAUUACAGUGUCAUACAUGGCACAAUGCCCCAGUUUCAGUAGAGAUUGACUUGGACGCGGCCGAGGCAGUUGUCGAAGGCGCCAUUUCCAACUCGAAGUCUCUCAUUUCCUCGCUCACCAAGCUUACCACCGCCGAGUGGGAUUCGUUCUGGCCAGGAUGUAAGACCUUUUGUACCUACCUUGAUGCGUGGAUUUGGCGAUGA
Molecule: messenger RNA, 1965 nt
Organism: Aspergillus mulundensis
Lineage: Eukaryota; Fungi; Ascomycota; Eurotiomycetes; Eurotiales; Aspergillaceae
Product: Zn(II)2Cys6 transcription factor
Exons: 1
Coding region: 1-1965 (654 amino acids)
Biological process (GO): DNA-templated transcription
Cellular component (GO): nucleus
Molecular function (GO): DNA binding; DNA-binding transcription factor activity, RNA polymerase II-specific; zinc ion binding
Source: RefSeq, a predicted model, not a curated record